This is a messenger RNA of Lodderomyces theae, 3771 nucleotides long. It is a transcript of the gene BUD2, whose product is annotated as Bud2p. Lineage: Eukaryota; Fungi; Ascomycota; Pichiomycetes; Serinales; Debaryomycetaceae. The record is from RefSeq and is a predicted model, not a curated record. The transcript has a single exon. Bases 1 to 3771 code for a protein of 1256 amino acids. Gene Ontology annotation, biological process: regulation of GTPase activity.
AUGUCACACCAAUCAGCCUACUACAAAGCAGUACUACGUGAUAAAGGUGCUUUUGAAGGUAAAGAUUUUCUAGUAUCAACUGAUUCCAUUACGUGGAUCAAAGUUGAUUCUUUAUCAAUCACUGAACACGGACAGUUGUAUUCCUCUGAUGAACAAGCAAACCACUAUUUGUUGUUACAGUCACUACAAUCGUGCCACGUACAAAUUUUGACAAGUGCAUCUUCGUCUCCCACCAACACCACCGCCAGCACUACUAAACUGCAGCAACACUCACCUUCCAGUAAACGAAGCUUGUCUAAACGCAGUGGCAGCCAGCAUCAGCUGAAUGAAUCUCAGCUGGAUGACCCUCCAACUGUUUUUAUCAAGACUUUUGACAAUGACAAGCUAUACAUUAAAAUUGCAUCUAAAGCGAACUUUGGUAAUUUGAUUAGUAGUUUGAUUGUGUGGCAGAAUUUGAAACCUCAAGGAUUGGCAAAGAAGUGGUAUAGUGAAAACAAAGUUGCUAACAAACUUGACGCCGUGCCCAAUGAGUUGUUGGUUUGUCGGUUCAAGAUUUACGGCCCAUUGCCCAACAAAUACAAGAAUUUAAAUGUAAUUAGCGGACCUCAAGCCCCCACUUAUCAACCAAAGAUUGAUGAAUUUGCCACAAAUCCUCGCAAGAAUACCAGCGACAAUAAUACCAGCGGCAAUUACAAUGACAAUGCGAUUAGUGGCUCAGUUUUCCAAUCAACAAAUGACAAUAAUACCAUCAAUGAAGGUUGGUUUUACACCAUGGGUGCUUUAAAUUCCAACGGGAUACUAAAUUUCAUUAGCGAGUUGGAUGGAACACUAUUGUACUCGAUAGACAUCAAGAGCAUAUUAGCGAGCGAAAUACGCGAGGUACAUCACUCUAUAUUCAACAGCAGUAACGUCUUGUUUGUGGGCCAAUUGAAGGAAUUACGAUACAACAACACUAUUAGAACUACUACAACAUUGACUGCUGACCAAUUAUUGACAACUUUCUUGACACGUGAGGGAAAGAUUAUACCUAGUAAUCAUCGUAUCUUUAUUGAAUUCCCAUUACAUAUUGAUUUGGAAGAUUGGUUUGUUGGAUUAAAUUAUUUUGCUAAACGGGAGUAUAUUGGGUCUUUUAACAGUGAAUCCAAGUUGAUAAAUGCUGAAAAUAGAGACCAUCCUCAAUUGCGUGACUUUAGCAAAGCUCAUUUCAGAGUUUCGAAAAAAUUGACUAUUGACAUUAUUGAAGCCAAGUUUGAAAAUAUGAGUAACAGCAUUAGUCCCACUACCAACACCAAUUCCCAAAAUCACCCUGCCAAAAUUUACGCCGAAGUGCGAAUGUGGGGGUACCCGUGGUCAAGAACUGCCAUUGUGAAUCAAACCAAUAACCCCUUUUGGAAGGAGGAGUUUCUGACUGACUUGCCGAUUUCGACGCAAAUGAUUCAUAUUUUGAUCAAAAGAUGUAACCACGAUUCAGUUUAUUCGCCGCAGGAUAAGUUGUUGGGAACUAUUUACGUUACUCCAGAUAUUCUUACAAAGCAGAUUAAGACAAGCUCCACAAUAAUGACCAGCGCAGCUUCGGUCAAUAGCAUACACGUCAAUUCGAUUCCACUACCUUCCUCGAACGCCACCAUAGACAAUGCCAAUAGCGCCAAUCUCGAUAUCAUGCGAUUGACCAUCUACGAUCCAAACAACAUCCCCAUUGGGAAACUUCUUGUUGAAGUCAAUUUGAAAGAGUAUCACAUUUUGCCCCCACAAUUUUUCAAACCAAUGGAAAAGAUGUUGGUGAAUGCUCCUUGGAAAGAUUUGAUCAAGUUUUGUAAUGAAAAUGUUUCCUCAGCCGAUUUUGAACGCGUUAGUGUUGUUUUACUUGAUAUUUUCCAAAGCCUAAAAGUUGAAGAUGAGUGGUUCAAGAAUUUGAUGGAGAGCGAAUUGGUUAAUUUGGAUAGGGCUUCAAGGAAAAGCUAUCACAAGAGGAAUAGCCAGGACAAGAAGGAGAGCGCCAUCAAUCCCACUUCUUCACUGAAUAAUGUUUUCAAUACCUUGUUUCGAGGGUCUUCGAUUUUUUCCAAGUCGCUUGAAAAGUAUAAUUUGCGAAUUGGUCAAGAAUAUUUGGAAAAAGUAUUUGGUGAUUUUUUUGCCAAGAUUGAUCGCGAGGGCAAAAACUGUGAAGUUGAUCCUCGGUAUGUACGGGUCCAAGAGCGGGCGUUGCGAAAAGGUUAUCCUUCAAUAGAUGACGCUGAAGACUUUGACGAUGAUAGUAGUGGCGGUAGUGAUGGUGAAUAUGAUUCUGAUUUUGAACGUGAAAAAGAUGAACGUGUUAAACAAAUGGUUGAAGAAAACUAUCACAACUUAUUGGGGUAUGCUGAGGAAAUUUGGCACAAGAUUUACAUUACUUCUAAGGAUAUGCCUGAUCAAAUCAAGAGGCAAUUGGAGAGCUUUAGAAGCAAAGUUGAGUUAGUUUGUGAGCCAGAUGACAAGACUACAAGCUUAAAUUGUGUUUCGGCGUUUUUAUUUCUUCGAUUCUUUUGCCCUGCUAUAUUGAAUCCCAAAUUGUUCUAUCUUGCCAAGAACCAUCAGACUGGUACUACUCAGCGAACAUUGACAUUGAUUGCAAAGAUUUUAUUGAAUUUGGCUAAUCGACAAGAGUUUAGUAUUCACAAAGAACCACACUUGAUCAAAUUGAAUCCAUUUUUGCGAUCACACAAGGACGAAGUUAUUACUUACUUUAAUCGAAUCACUGGCAGGAGCAACGAUUUCAAUGAAAAGAUACUUGAUCUAAGUCAUGAGCUCAAGAGGAUGAAUCUUGGAUUAGACCAACAUAAUUCCAAUGAGCUUCCAAGUACGCCAUACUUGAUUGAUCACUAUUUACGACUAACUGAAUUGGCAAUGUUGGUAGCCAAUGCUGAAAGUGUAAACAACAAUAGUAAUGCUAGUGGCAACGGCAACGGCAACGGCAACGGCAACGGCAACGGUAAUGGCAAUAAUAAUGGCGUCUCUCAUCGAGCUACUGGUAGUCUCGCAGCAGAUGCAAUAUCCAGCUUUUCCAAUUCUGUUUCCGCCACACCUCAACUGGACUUGAUUCAUCCCAAUUUAGACGAAUUGGAUGAAGGAGAUGAAAAUAAAGAUGUGUACAAGAUUGGCGCGUUGGAAUUUGAACGCAAUGAUCUACUUGAUUUAGCUGGAGAGGAUAAUGCCGAUGGGUUUAUUCAUUCCUUGUGCAAGGACAAUGAACAUAUUUUUUCCUUUAUUAAUGAAAAUAUCACAUUUAAAGAUAUUCAAAACCAAUGUUGCAAAUUAGCCAGAAAAGUUAAUGAUUGGGAUACGUAUCUUGAAAACUAUGAAUUCCCCAUGAAUUAUUACUUAUCCAAUGAUUUGUUGUGGCAAGUAUUUGGUCAUUAUAUCUUGAAGAAUACAUGGAUUGAUGCACGGGGAUGUUUAUCGAGUUCUAGUUCAUUGGGAUUCUCGCAAAAUACCAGUAGCGGCAUAGUUGGAUCCACAUCAAGUUCGUCUUCGUCCUCGUCGUGGUCAUUGUAUCGUCAAAGAGGCGGGUACAAGAAUUUGAUUGAUGAUCACGCUAUGGCUAGUUUGAAGUUGAAGUUUGGUGGCGAUGAGCAAUAUUAUCGGUUAAAGUCGACUUCGUUGUCGAGUUUGAAUAGUAGCACUGGGGGUGGAAGUGUAAGUGGUGGUAUUUUCAGUGGAAGCAGUAUUGGCAGUUCUGAUAGAUCAUCUGGCAGUGAAGGGUUGAAGAGGAUUAAGAAUUGGUUUAAACGGUAG